AUGUGUCACAAUAUCAUUGAUGGUCGAUACCACACCGAAUGUAGUCACUUCAUUGCCAUGUCAACGAAGUUCCAGGACUGUCUGCGACCAAAUUGUCUCUUCAGUUCAAGACAUAUCCACCUUACAGCAUGCAAGUCGCAAUCUUGUAUACGGUUGAUGGCCCUGCCCACCAAGAAUCCUAUUCGCAUAAGUCCUUCAAAAUGUUGCGACUGUGUCUUAAAGACCAGAGACGAAGUAACGCCAAUGGUCCGAGUAGCUGGGAUGCGAUAGUGGAUUGCAGUUCAAUAUAAUCCCCGACAUAGAUAUACCAUACGACCGCCGCUUUAAUGCUGAUACUACUGGUGGCGCAGUCCGUGUUUAACUUACUAAUUACUGGAAGGUUAAUAUUUUGCGAUAAUGUAUUCUGCUCACUUGUCCCGUAAUCAUGCUUUGGUAUAGAUUUGACUCCCCACAUAAUGAUAACCAUGCAUCC
Suillus subalutaceus is the source of this 472-nucleotide messenger RNA. RefSeq lists its product as uncharacterized. The transcript is spliced from 3 exons. NCBI's taxonomy places the organism in Eukaryota, Fungi, Basidiomycota, Agaricomycetes, Boletales, Suillaceae. The record is from RefSeq and is a predicted model, not a curated record. Bases 1 to 270 code for a protein of 89 amino acids.